GUCGAUCGGCCAGGCUGCUCCUAUAUAAAGGGCGAGCUGUAUUGCAACAGAUAUAAGCUGCAUUGCUGCACGCAAUCAAUUCAGUCUCAGGUCUUGUAAGCUUGCAUAUAGCUAUCCAGAUAUGUUUGGUUGCUGACAAUAAGCAUCUUGAUUGAUCGACCGAUCGAGUUGCAGUAUAUAGUUAGUUUCAGACUAUCAAGCAGCAUGCCAAGCAGAGGGUGUUCAUGCUGGCUCUUAAGCCUGGCACUGCUCUGCUCCCUGGCUGCUGCCAAGGAGCAAUACCAUGAGUUUGUGAUCAGGGAGACAACAGUGAAGAGGCUGUGCAAGAGCCACAACAUAAUGACGGUGAACGGUCAGUUCCCGGGGCCGACGCUGGAGAUAAACGAAGGGGACUCGCUGAUCAUCAACCUGAUAAACCGUGGGAGGUACAACAUGACGCUGCACUGGCACGGGGUGCGGCAGAUGAGGACGGGGUGGUCGGACGGGCCGGAGUACGUGACGCAGUGCCCGGUGAGGCCCGGGCAGAGCUACCGGUAUCGCUUCACGGUGGCGGCGCAGGAGGGCACCCUCUGGUGGCACGCCCACUCCUCCUGGCUCCGCGCCACCGUCUAUGGCGCCCUCCUCAUCCGCCCCCGCGAUGGCACCAGCUACCCCUUCGACGUCCAGCCCACCAGAGAGCUCGCCCCCAUCCUGCUCGGGGAGUGGUGGGACAUGAACCCCGUCGACGUGGUGCGCGCCGCCACGCGCACCGGCGCUGCUCCCAACAUCUCCGACGCCCUCACCGUCAACGCCCAGCCCGGCGACCUCUACAGCUGCUCCUCCCACGACACGGCCGUCUUCCCCGUCACCUCCGGCGAGACCAACCUCCUCCGCUUCAUCAACGCCGCGCUCAACACGGAGCUCUUCGUCUCCCUCGCCGGUCACAACAUGACCGUCGUCGCCGCCGACGCCUCCUACACCAAACCGUACACCACCUCCCUCCUCCUCCUCGCCCCCGGCCAGACCACCGACGUCCUCGUCACCUUCGACCAACCUCCCGGCCGCUACUACCUCGCCGCCCGCGCCUACGCCAGCGCCCAGGGCGUCCCCUUCGACAACACCACCACCACCGCCAUCUUCGACUACGGCGCCGCCAACAACGCCUCCAGCGCCGCCAUCGCCAUGCCUACCCUCCCGGCGUACAACGACACCACCGCCGCCACCGCCUUCACGACGAACCUGCGCGGCCUCCGCAAGGCGGAGCUCCCGUCGCGCGUGGACGAGAGCCUCUUCUUCACCGUCGGCGUCGGCCUCUUCAACUGCACCAACGCCACGGCGCAGCAGUGCGGCGGGCCCAACGGGACGCGGUUCGCGGCGAGCAUCAACAACGUCUCCUUCGUGCUCCCCUCCUCCACCUCCAUCCUCCAGGCGCACCACCACGGCGCGCCCGGCGGCGUGUUCACCGCCGACUUCCCGGCCAACCCGCCGGUGCAGUUCGACUACACGGCGCAGAACGUGAGCCGCGCGCUGUGGCAGCCGGUGGCGGGCACCAAGGUGUACAAGCUCAAGUACGGCUCCGCCGUGCAGGUGGUGCUCCAGGGCACCAACAUCUUCGCCGGCGAGAACCACCCCAUCCACCUCCACGGCUACGACUUCUACAUCCUCGCCGAGGGGUUGGGCAACUUCGACGCCGGCGCCGACACGGGCAAGUUCAACGUGGAGGACCCGCCGAUGAGGAACACGGUGGGCGUGCCGGUGAACGGGUGGGCGGUGAUACGGUUCGUGGCGGACAACCCGGGGGUGUGGCUGAUGCACUGCCAUCUCGACGUGCACAUCACCUGGGGCCUCGCCAUGGCCUUCCUCGUCGACGACGGCGUCGGCGAGCUGCAGUCGCUGGAGGCGCCUCCACCCGACCUGCCGCUCUGCUAGUGCCUCGACCAACACAUCAAAUUAAUCACCUCUUAAUCUCUUAUGUUAUUGUUAGCAGCUGAUUAAUCAUUUGGAGAUCAGCAUUACUCAAUUAAUUACAUGUAUCAUUUUUCACAUUUGAUUCAUUAAGAAGAGAACAGCAUUCACUUCAACGCCCAAUUGCAUGUAUAAGUAUAACAACAAUACAGAUUGAAGUUUGUUGCAUGCAUGUAUCAAGAAAAGUCCUUACCUCGGAGAGAGAGAAAGAUAUUCACCUGAAAGAUUAU
Messenger RNA from Oryza sativa Japonica Group (Japanese rice), 2174 nucleotides. Its product is annotated as putative laccase-17. Gene Ontology annotation, molecular function: hydroquinone:oxygen oxidoreductase activity; copper ion binding. Gene Ontology annotation, cellular component: apoplast. Gene Ontology annotation, biological process: lignin catabolic process. NCBI's taxonomy places the organism in Eukaryota, Viridiplantae, Streptophyta, Magnoliopsida, Poales, Poaceae. The record is from RefSeq and is a predicted model, not a curated record.